Molecule: messenger RNA, 7223 nt
Organism: Spea bombifrons (plains spadefoot toad)
Lineage: Eukaryota; Metazoa; Chordata; Amphibia; Anura; Pelobatidae
Gene: MYO7A
Product: myosin VIIA
Exons: 48
Coding region: 13-6627 (2204 amino acids)
Cellular component (GO): cytoskeleton; myosin complex
Molecular function (GO): cytoskeletal motor activity; ATP binding; protein binding
Source: RefSeq, a predicted model, not a curated record
GGGGUUGUCACGAUGUAUCAUCGGCGAGGGGUAGAAGACAUCUUGGAGAAAGAUCAGGGGAAAUGGGCAUUGCUGCGGAACGUCAACCAGGCCGUGAAGCCAAGCACGUUGCUACCGGGCGAUUAUGUCUGGUUGGAUCUCAAGACGGGUCGGGAAUUUGACGUUCCGGUUGGAGCCGUGGUCAAGCUGUGCGACUCCGGCCAGAUCCAGGUUUUGGAUGAUGAAGGCAACGAACACUGGAUUUCACCCCAAAAUGCUACAAACAUCAAACCAAUGCACCCGACCUCAAUCCAUGGAGUGGAAGACAUGAUCCGCUUGGGCGACCUCAAUGAGGCAGGGAUCCUCCGUAAUCUACUCAUACGGUACCGUGAACACCUCAUAUAUACGUACACGGGCUCCAUUCUGGUUGCCGUCAACCCCUACCAGUUACUGCCUAUCUACACCCCGGACCAGAUCCGCCUCUACACCAACAAGAAGAUCGGGGAGAUGCCGCCGCAUAUCUUUGCCAUAGCCGACAACUGCUACUUUAACAUGCAGCGGAACAGUAAGGACCAGUGCUGCAUCAUCAGCGGCGAGUCUGGAGCUGGAAAGACCGAGAGCACGAAACUCAUCCUCCAGUUCCUGGCGGCCAUCAGCGGCCAACACUCGUGGAUAGAGCAGCAAGUGCUGGAAGCCAACCCCAUACUAGAGGCUUUCGGGAACGCCAAGACGAUUCGCAAUGACAAUUCUAGCCGAUUUGGUAAAUACAUCGAUAUUCAUUUCAAUAAAAAAGGAGCAAUAGAAGGAGCGAAAAUUGAACAGUAUCUUCUGGAGAAGUCGCGUGUCUGCAGACAGGCUCAGGAUGAACGGAAUUAUCAUGUCUUCUACUGUAUGCUGAAAGGAAUGCCCCCGGAACAGAAGAAAAAGUUAAGUCUUGGGCAAGCAACUGACUACAACUACCUCUGUAUGGGUAACUGCACAACCUGCGACGGAAGAGAUGACAGCAAGGAAUACGCCAACAUCCGCUCAGCCAUGAAAGUCCUGAUGUUUACCGAGACCGAGAACUGGGAAAUCUCUCGGCUCCUUGCUGCCAUAUUGCACCUGGGGAACCUGCGCUAUGAAGCGCGCAUGUACGAUAACCUGGACGCCUGUGAAGUGGUCUAUUCUACCUCGCUGACCACGGCAGCUACAUUACUAGAGGUUGAACCGCAGGACCUGAUGAACUGUCUCACCAGCCGUACCAUCAUCACCAGAGGUGAGACCGUGUCCACCCCACUCAGCAUGGAGCAGGCACUCGACGUCAGGGAUGCCUUCGUGAAGGGGAUCUACGGAAGGUUAUUCGUGUGCAUUGUAGAAAAGAUAAACGCCGCCAUAUAUAGGCCGCUGUCCAACGAGCCUAAGGUCACCAGGAGGUCCAUCGGUCUGCUGGACAUCUUUGGGUUUGAGAACUUCACUGUAAACAGCUUUGAACAGCUCUGCAUAAACUUCGCCAACGAGAACCUCCAGCAGUUUUUCGUCCGCCACGUCUUCAAGUUGGAGCAGGAAGAAUAUAAUCUUGAAAAUAUCAACUGGAUGCACAUUGAGUUCACCGACAACCAGGACGCCUUGGACAUGAUCGCCAUUAAACCCAUGAACAUCAUCUCGCUUAUAGACGAGGAAAGCAAGUUUCCAAAGGGCACCGAUACCACUAUGCUGAAUAAAUUAAAUACCCAACAUAAGCUUAAUACAUUCUACAUCCCCCCGAAGAGUAACUAUGACACCCAGUUUGGGAUCAACCACUUUGCUGGAAUUGUCUUCUAUGAAACCAAAGGUUUUCUGGAGAAAAAUCGAGACACUCUUCACGGAGACAUCAUCCAACUGGUCCAUUCCUCCAAAAACAAAUUCAUCAAACAGAUUUUCCAGGCAGACGUAGCCAUGGGCGCAGAGACCCGGAAACGCUCGCCGACCCUCAGCAGCCAGUUUAAGCGCUCGCUGGAGCUCCUGAUGCGCACGCUCAGCGUCUGCCAGCCCUUCUUCGUCCGCUGCAUCAAACCCAAUGAGUACAAGAAACCUAUGCUGUUUGACCGGGAGCUGUGUGUCCGCCAGCUGAGAUACUCCGGAAUGAUGGAGACGAUUCGGAUCCGCAGGGCCGGGUACCCCAUACGCUACACGUUCGUUGAGUUCGUGGACCGGUACAGAGUAUUAAUGCCAGGAGUGAAGCCGGCGUACAAACAGGGAGACCUCCGGGGGACGUGUCAGCGGAUCGCAGAGUGCGUGCUCGGCAGAGAUGACGACUGGCAGAUUGGGAAAACGAAGAUUUUUUUGAAGGAUCAUCACGACAUGCUUCUGGAGAUUGAGCGGGAUAAAGCCAUCACUGAUAAAGUCAUCCUCAUCCAGAAAGUGGUCAGAGGGUUCAAGGACAGAUCGAAUUUCUUAAAAGUCAGGAAGUCGGUGCUGUUAAUCCAGAAAUACUGGAGGGGCCAUAACUGCCGGAAGAAUUAUUCCCUGAUGAGGAUUGGAUUUCUCCGUCUCCAAGCUCUCUAUCGCUCCAGGAAGCUCCACCAGCAGUACUACGUCGCCCGCAAGCGGGUCACCCGUUUCCAGGCGCGGUGUCGAGGGUACUUGGUGCGGAAGGCGUUCAGGCACCGGCUGUGGGCUGUGUACACCAUCCAGGCCUACGCCAGGGGCAUGAUCGCACGUCGACUCUAUAAGCGCCUUAAAGGAGAGUAUAACCGAAGGCUGGAAGCUGAGAAGCUGCGCUUGGCUGAAGAAGAACGCUUUAAAAAAGAGAUGAGCGCCAAGAAAGCCAAGCAUGAGGCAGAGAAAAAACACCAAGAGCGCCUGGCCCUUCUGGCCCGUGAAGAUGCAGAGAGGGAGGUGAGGGAGAAAGAGGAAGCCCGGAGGAAGAAAGAGCUCCUGGACAAGAUGGAGAAAGCAAGGAAUGAACCGGUCAACGACUCGGACAUGGUGGACAAAAUGUUUGGUUUCCUCGGGACCACUUCGUCCCUGCCCGGCCAGGAAGGACAAGCACCGAGGGGAUUUGAGGAUCUGGAGCGUACCCGGGGGGAAAUGGAGGAGGAGGAUUUGGACCAGUCUUUGCCCCUUCCCGAGGAGGAAGAGGAAGAUCUCUCAGAGUACAAGUUUGCAAAAUUUGCCGCAACCUACUUCCAAGGAACCACGACGCACACCUACAUCCGACGGCCCCUGAAGCAGCCGCUUCUGUACCAUGAAGACGAAGGAGAUCAGCUGGCUGCUUUAGCCGUCUGGAUAACUAUUCUCCGAUUUAUGGGGGAUCUUCCGGAACCAAAAUAUCACACGGCCAUGAGUGACGGCAGCGAGAAGAUCCCGGUGAUGACGAAGAUUUACGAGACCCUGGGGAAGAAGACCUACAAAAGGGAACUGCAGGCUCUUCAGGGAGAGGGAGAGAGCGCGCACAUUGACAAGAAGAACAGCAUGCGCCACAAGCUGGUUUCCUUGACGUUAAAGAAGAAGUCCAAGCUGACGGAAGAGGUGACAAAGCGGCUCCACGAUGGAGAAUCCACUCUGCACGGAAACAGCAUGCUGGAGGAUCGACCCACCUCUAAUCUAGAGAAACUCCAUUUUAUUAUUGGGAACGGCAUCCUGAGGCCUACAUUAAGGGAUGAAAUUUACUGCCAAAUCUCCAAGCAGCUCACCCAAAACCCCUCGAAAAGCAGCCAUGCCCGCGGCUGGAUCCUGAUGUCUCUGUGCGUGGGAUGCUUUGCACCCUCCGAGAAGUUUGUUAAGUAUUUGAGAAAUUUCAUUAACGGAGGCCCCCCUGGCUACGCCCCGUACUGCGAAGAAAGGCUUCGGAGGACUUUUGCUAACGGUACCAGGACCCAGCCUCCCAGUUGGCUAGAAUUACAGGCCACAAAGUCCAAGAAGCCGAUCAUGCUGCCGGUGACAUUCAUGGACGGGACAACAAAGACGCUUCUUACCGACUCGGCCACGACAGCGAAGGAGCUCUGCAACUCACUGGCCGACAAAAUCAGCCUUAAGGACCGGUUUGGCUUUUCUUUAUACAUAGCGUUGUUUGAUAAGGUGUCCUCCUUGGGGAGCGGCACUGACCACGUCAUGGACGCUGUGUCCCAAUGUGAACAAUAUGCCAAGGAACAAGGUGCCCAGGAGAGAAAUGCCCCCUGGAGGCUCUUCUUCAGGAAGGAAAUCUUCACUCCGUGGCACAACCCAACUGAGGACAAUGUAGCCACCAACCUCAUCUACCAGCAGAUCGUCAGGGGCGUGAAGUUUGGAGAAUACAGGUGUGAUAAGGAAGAAGACUUGGCGGAAUUGGCGUCCCAGCAGUACUACGUGGAUUACGGCUCCGAGCUGGUAAUGGAGAGGUUAUUUAAUCUCAUCCCAUCCUAUAUCCCCGACCGAGAGAUCACGCCCUCCAAAAACAUCGAGAAAUGGUCCCAGUUUAUAAUCGCGGCUCAUAAAAAGGGAAUCUACACCCAGAAGAGGCCAGAUCCACAAAAAGUCAAGGAGAACGUGGUGGAUUUUGCUCGUUUUAAGUGGCCUUUGCUCUUCUCCAGAUUUUACGAGGCCUUCAAGUUUUCGGGACCCAGCCUGCCUAAGAACGAUGUGAUUGUUGCCGUUAACUGGACGGGGGUUUAUUUUGUGGAUGAACAGGAGCAGGUUCUGCUGGAGCUUUCCUUCCCGGAGAUUACCGCAGUUUCUAGCAGCAGAGGUGGAAAAAUGCAAGGACAGAGCUUCACGUUGGCCACCAUCAAGGGAGACGAGUAUACCUUCACCUCGAGCAACGCGGAAGACAUCAGAGAGCUAGUGGUGACUUUCCUGGAAGGGCUGAGGAAGAGGUCCAAGUACGUGGUGGCCCUUCAUGACAAUCCAAAUCCCGCGGGGGAAGAUUCCGGCUUCCUCAGCUUUCUGAAGGGAGACCUGAUCACCUUGGACCAGGACACCGGGGACACGGUGAUGAGCUGCGGCUGGGCCCACGGCUUCAAUGAAAGAACCAAACAGAAGGGGGAUUUUCCCACCGAGAGCGUCUACGUGAUGCCAACCGUGACCAAGCCUCCGAUGGAGAUUGUGGUGUUAAUUACGAUGCCUCCAGACCAGAAACAAGACGCGGUGCGGACCGUCCAGCUGACCACCUCGGACCACGAGGAAAAAGUGAAGCCGUACACGUUGGAAGAAUUCUCCUACGAUUAUUUCAGGCCUCCGCCGAAGCACACGCUGAGCCGCGUCAUGAUCACCAAGAACCGGGGGAAGGACAAGCUGUGGACGUACACGCGCGAGCCCAUCAAACAAGCCCUCCUGAAGAAAGUGCUGGUCAGCGAUGAGCUGUCGCAGGAGGCCUGCAUGGUCUUCAUAGCUAUAUUAAAAUACAUGGGUGACUAUCCAUCGAAGCGCAUGCGCUCGGUCAAUGAGCUGACAGACCAAAUCUUUGAAGGUGCCUUGAAAGCAGAAGCCUUGAAGGACGAGGUGUACUGCCAGGUCCUGAAGCAACUUACCGACAACCACGUCAAAUACAGCGAGGAGAAGGGCUGGGAGCUCCUGUGGUUGACCAGCGGUCUCUUUCCGCCCAGUAACUUGCUGCUGCCCCACGUGCAAAGGUUUAUCCAGUCGCGCAAGCAGCACGUCCUGGCCGCGGACUGCAUGCAUCGCUUACAGAGAGCGCUGAGAAAUGGCUCCAGAAAAUACCCCCCGCAUUUAGUUGAAGUGGAGGCGAUCCAGCACAAAACAACUCAAAUUUUUCACAAAGUGUAUUUCCCUGACGAUACCGACGAGGCUUUUGAAGUUGAAUCCAGCACCAAAGCCAAGGAUUUCUGUCAAGAUAUCGCCAACCGGCUGCUGCUCAAAUCCUCAGAAGGCUUCAGUUUAUUUGUGAAGAUUUCGGAUAAGGUCAUCAGUGUCCCCGAAGGAGAUUUCUUCUUUGACUUUGUGAGACAUCUGACAGACUGGAUAAAGAAAGCCAGGCCGUCAAAAGAUGGGAUCGUACCUUCCUUGACGUAUCAGGUGUUCUUUAUGAAGAAGCUGUGGACCAACACAAUGCCUGGAAAGGACCCAAUGGCUGACUCGAUUUUCCAUUAUUAUCAGGAGUUACCGAAGUAUCUUCGCGGGUAUCACAAGUGCACCCGAGAAGACGUGCUGCAGCUGGCGGCGCUCAUCUACAGGGUCCGGUUCGAGGACGACAAGUCUUAUUUCCCAAACAUCCCCAAAAUCCUGAAGGAGCUGGUCCCCCAAGAUCUGAUCCGCCAGCUGAACCCAGAUGAGUGGAAGAGGUCCAUUAUAGCUUAUUUUAACAAGCAUGCUGGAAAAACAAGAGAAGACGCCAAGGUCGCCUUCCUGAAGAUAAUCUAUAAAUGGCCAACGUUUGGAUCGGCUUUCUUUGAAGUGAAGCAAACUACAGAGCCUCAUUUUCCAGAAAUUCUCCUAAUAGCUAUCAAUAAACAUGGCGUCAGCUUAAUCGACCCCAAGACAAAGGACAUUUUGGCCACUCACCCCUUCACAAAGAUCUCGAACUGGAGCAGCGGGAACACUUACUUCCACAUCACGAUCGGAAACCUGGUGAGAGGCAGCAAGUUGCUCUGCGAGACCUCGCUGGGAUACAAGAUGGACGACCUUCUUACGUCCUACAUCAGUCAGAUGUUGACUUCAAUGAGCAAACAGAGAGGGACCAAAGCCAGCAAGUGAACGGACGUGCAGCGCUGGCACCAGGCUGUAGACUUUAUUCGCAGAUUGAAGCCGGUGGGAUAUCCCUGCAGCUGGGAGAAGACUUUCUCACCCCACGUUUGGAACAUGAGCAGGACCGGAUCCCAGAUCUCAGCGGAUUCCGAGGCUGAAGGUUCACUAACCCCACCAUCCAGCGAGGAUGACUAUCUGUGAUCAGGUUCUUCCUGACGAGGUCUACUGAAGUUACAUCUUCUGAGUUGUGGGUCUACAUGGGGCGUAGGACACAUCCAGCAAGAUUCCUACUUGGAAGGGUGGAAGGAAAGAUUCCUCAAGGGACAUUGUAUGAAAUGAGAUGAUUUAAAAAAAAAAAAAAAGUAUUUUAAUGGUUAAUUUUAAGUGAAAGCCAAAUCGGAAACCCUAUGGCUACCAAUACGUCACCCGCACUACGAUGAUUGUUGGAAAGUUACAUUGCGGGUGCGCUACGAUAAGAGCAAAUUGUGAAAGUUGUGAACAUAUAUAAUAUAUUGCAAAUUACAGAGGGUCCCAUGGGGUCCUUAAGGUAUUGAAGAGUACAUUCCAUGGUAUAUUAAUUUAUUUAACUUAAAGUUAUGCACAUC